CACGCACGCAAGCUCCUUCGAUCCGAAGACACGCUACUGCAGAGAGAAACACGCCUCGCCGUGGCGCGCGCGCACGACGGCGCAUUCCCAGGGACAGAAAAGAACAAGCCCCCCGCCUUCCAAUUCCGUCCGCAUCGGCCGCGCCGAGGCGGCGGGGGAGGCACGUACCCCUCCCCUGUCCGCAUGGCCGGUGCGUGCGCGCACCGGAGAUCGCCCGAGGUUUUCUGUACGUCCUCCAUGGCCGGGACCAGGGCAUCGGUGCAAGCGCGCGCGCGGGGGCGACAGGCCGCGGAUUAAGAAACGGGAAAGCGCACACACAGCAGUUUGAUAUUGGGCGCGUCAGACGGUGCCGGGUUUGAAUAUGCGGCAGCUCCCUUUGACCAGCAUCGCUAGCUGUGUGCGGUGGAGCUGAGCUGAUCAGUGUGGUGUGGAUGGAUCUAAUCUGCCUCCUUGGCAUAUAUAAAACCCCUGCACUGUCACCUAAACCUCUCCUUUCCCCUCUGCUCGUCCGGUUCAGAGGUGCCAGCAGGUAGCUCUUUGUUGCCAAGUAGAGGAGACCAUGAGGCGCGCAGGGAGCCUUCUUCUCCUGCUGCUUCUGCUCUCCCUGUCUGCCUCCACCGCCGAAGCAAACAACAAGGGGAGCUUCGGCGACGACGCGGCACCCUUGACCGGCCGGAGAUGGCACCUGAGAGGACGGCGGGCAAUGGCGGACCGAGGGCACGGAGAGGCGAGGAGGGAUGAGGCCGUGGGAGCCAGGAACACAGGAGCAAAUCAAGAAGCAGGUCAUGGGUCUGCUGAAUUUGUACAUGAUGAGGGAGCAACCGGCCAUCGUCAUAACCACGGCGGCGACGCGGCCGCCAUGGCGUCAGACAUGCUGAGGAUGGACUACUCCGUCUCCGUGGACGUCCACAGCCGGCGGCCCAUCAACAACGACGCUCCGUUGUAUGAGCUCGCGGACGAGAAGCCUUAGCUAGAUGCCGGUCCACACGCGUGAGAAGAUGCGACUCCUAUUGAUAUAGACACAGAUGGUGUUAGGCUAGCUAGCACAUGGUUAGCUUAGCUAAGUAGGGAGGGACCCUCCGGGCCGCACGUAGAGCCCAUUUCUGAACCUCGAUCGAUCAAUGGAACGGAUCGAUCGAGGUGAGUUGGAUGAGCAGUUUUGGUUGCGCCGUGCUUGGAGGGGUAGUGACGUCUGUAAUCUGUCAGCAGCAGCAUCUCUGAAGCUGCAGAGAAUAGAACUCAUGAUGCUACUUCAGG
This is a messenger RNA of Triticum aestivum (bread wheat), 1257 nucleotides long. RefSeq lists its product as uncharacterized. The transcript is spliced from 4 exons. The record is from RefSeq and is a predicted model, not a curated record. NCBI's taxonomy places the organism in Eukaryota, Viridiplantae, Streptophyta, Magnoliopsida, Poales, Poaceae. Gene Ontology annotation, biological process: regulation of root meristem growth. Gene Ontology annotation, molecular function: growth factor activity. Bases 560 to 970 code for a protein of 136 amino acids.